This is a messenger RNA of Sitophilus oryzae (rice weevil), 2062 nucleotides long. RefSeq lists its product as uncharacterized. The record is from RefSeq and is a predicted model, not a curated record. The transcript has 5 exons. Bases 185 to 1999 code for a protein of 604 amino acids. Gene Ontology annotation, molecular function: histone binding. NCBI's taxonomy places the organism in Eukaryota, Metazoa, Arthropoda, Insecta, Coleoptera, Curculionidae.
UUGGCUUAAUUCCUAAACUGUCCAUAGAUUAAAAAGAUCAAAAUAUAUUCGUCCCCACAGAAUAAACUUGUUCGUCCCGCUUGGCAGCGCUUGGCGAGGCGGGUGUAUUGAGCGUAUUGUUGAUAUUUUUUUAAUAAUAAGUUUAGAAAGAAAAACGGCAAAAAUUGGGUCCUCAAACGAGAAAAUGCCCGAUGUUAUUAUUUCCUUAACAUCGUCAGAUGAAGAGGAAAAUAUUGAACCGCCCCCGCCUAAGAAAAGUAAACCCACACUCUUUCUAUCCGAAUGCACCUUAACUGUAGUUAGUGGUAACAAGAAAAAGAAAAAACCGACAAGCGAGAAUAUAACUACAGUAACAUUAGAUUCAGACGAUGAUGAUAGUUUAGGAAAAGGAGUUACCAAAGUUAGUAAUGAGACUGAACUAAUACCCAGAUCGAAGCAGAAUGAUACGAGCAAGUCUGUGAAUAAUGUAGAUUUAACUAUACUUAGUGAUGAUGAAGAUAUACCUCCUGCAAAUGAAUCAACUCUACCAUCAAACACAACAGAAAAUGGUGAAAAUGAAAACAGUAAUAAUAAUGAAACUUUGAAAGUAAGUGAUACAGUAUCGAUUCCUGAUAGUGAUUCAGAGACAGAAGCUGUAAAUGGAACAGAAUGCAACAACAAAUCUUCUCCAGAUUCCAAGAAUGAGAGUAUAAUUGUGAAUGACUCUGAGGAGGAAACAGAAAAAGAAAAUCCUAGCUUAAAUCAAAUUACUGAAAAAAUAACUGAUAGUGUCUCUAAUCCAGAGGAUGCACAGGAAGCUCCUUUAGAUGAUACACAGAAAACUCCUCCAGAUGAUGCACAAGAAACUCCUCCAGAUGAUGCACAAGAAAUUCCUUCAGGUGAUGCACAGCAAACUCCUCCAGAUGAUGCACAAGAAACUCCUUCAGAUGAUGCACAGGAAACUGCUGUUGAUGAUACUCAGAAAAUUGCUCUUGAUGAUGGAAUCCCAGAAACUCCUCCAGAAUCAAGUGAUGAAACUGAUCCUAAAUCCUUAUUCAACAAAUUUCUCAAAUUGGUUGAAGAAAAAAUUGCGGACUCACAAUAUGUUGAAGCUUUACCAAAGAAACUGCCCAUUAUCAAGAAAUAUUUUGACAAAAGUAAAGAUUAUGUUAAUGAAAAUUCUUUCAAAACCCUUCUAACGGAUUCUGUCCAAAGUAUAAGUAAAGCCAAAAAUUCUAACGGUACCAAUUUAGCUAUAGUGGCAUUUCACAAGAUUUGUAAAAUCCUGAAAGCGAAUAUAGCUCAAACGACUAUUAUAGUCGAGGAGGAGAACUUGCCUAAGGUUAAAAUGUUAGAAAGAACAAUAGCAUUAUUGAAGAAGAGGAUAAAGAAACUUGAAACUACCGAAGUUAACUUUGAGGAAGAUAAUAAUUCCGCGUAUAUUCAGCUUGAUAGGUAUCAGAAUAGGUUAAAUAAGGUGUAUAAAAAGUAUUGUCAGUAUAUUAAAAGAAAUCCAUAUAGUGGUAGAGCAACACAUGAUAAAAUUACUUUUGUCACAUCAAAUUACAAUGAAAUCAACCAGGCAAUAUCAAAAAAAUACAAUAAUAGUUUACAUUUUCCAAACUAUUAUGAAUUAGAACAAUUCAUAAAGAAAACAGUCACUAAACAUAAAUUAAAUCUGAAUGAUGAUGAAGUAAAGGUAGAAAGUAGAAAAUGUCUCAAAACGUUAGGAUCAAUCCUUCAGAAAAAACGUAGACAAGAUUUGUAUGAUUCCCAUUUAGAUUUUAUCGAAUUUAGUGAAGACCCCGCUACCAAAGAUCCUUCUCUAGAAAGUGUUUUAAAAAAGAGUCUUGUAGAGGGUGAACAGAAAAUUAAAGAACUCUGCCAAAAAUAUGUCGAUAUGGCUGAAAGAGGGGAGGACAAAGUUUCAACAGAUCAAGGAAGCCACAGCGAAUCAGAAGAGAAGAAAAACGAAAAAUCGGAUCACGAAGAUAUAAAUAAAAUUGAAAAUUCCACGUAACAUUUUUUUUAAUAUACAUUGUCCCUGUAUUUAAAUUUAUUUUAUCAUUAAAUAUAUAUAUAU